AUUCCUACACCAGCAGUGACCAAAUGUCAAAGAAGGAUUAAGGUGCUGCACUGGGAAAUCCCCACGGUGGCGAGACGGAGGCGAUUGGAGGAAUCCAACUCACGGCAAUCAAAAGAUUCAAAUAAUUUAAAAAGGAAAGCGGAUAUAGCGCACCUCACGGUGACUCAUAAGGCAGCGGGCAGGGCAGAGCAGAGAUAGUGAUACCCUGCUUGGAAAGCAUUGUCGCUGAAGAAAAGGGGCUUUGUUCACACGGACCAAGUAGUGACAGAAUCACAUGAUCUAUUCCUGGAUGGGAGAGACGUAACACUUUUAACGCUGAGCUGCUCAGUCAAGACGAUGAUUGAAUUUAUGAGGCAGUGGGGACAUGUAACAUCACUUAUAAGCUCAUUACACUCGUGUCUGAGGAUAAAGGAGAUAUCAGAGUUUUAAAAUGGCAAGUGGAGGAUAUUAACUGGCAACAUAAUCCCAAAUUUAUGUGCCGCUUGGUUGGUUUUUUGAAAGUUUUAAGUGGCAUAAAGCAUAAAAAUUGAACCCCAUUUUGCUUCAAGGACUUCCAGACAAUAUAUUUCAUUUCUGAUCAUAACCAUGCGUGUGCUUUUAUAUGUGAAAUGAAGAGUUAUACCUUUUUAUAAAAUAUUUCUCAGAGAAAUAUGAGGGAUUAUUUUCUAAUGAUGACAUUUUGAUGAUGUUGAGACACGUACAGGUCCCUUGUAAUUCAGCGUGCUGCACAUCCUCUGACUUUCCCAUGAGAUGAAUGGGUCUUGUUACUGGUCACUGUGCAUCUAUGCUGGCUGAAGCUGGAGAAAACGAGAGAAAGCGAGAGGGAGGAGGGACGAGGAUGGUUGGAUGGGUGGGUGGUUGGUUGGUUGGUUGGGUCGGAGGGGGGUGAAGCUGUCCUGCAUCAAUGAGCCUGUUGAUCAGAAAAGACCACUGCACUGUCUACCUCAGAUACCGACACCUGUGUGGAUUCACUGAGCUGCGGGGAUCCUACCAUGAUUUGGACUUCAGUUCUCCUGAUGAUUGUUGUUUCUCAUGUUAAUUCAGAAGACUACUGUUAUAAUGAGCCACAUUGUGAUCCUUACGCAUGGGGAGACAUGUUCCCAUCUUGUCACCCUUUACUUGAAGAGCACCAUUCUCCCAUCAAUCUGGACCAUCACAUGACCAGAAACGAAUCUCUGGAAGCUUUACAUCUGGAGGGCUUCGAUGCGAUUCAAACAGGCCACUGGACGCUUCACAACGACGGACACUCUGUUGUGCUGCAGGUUGGCAAUGGCAUGUCUGUGAGUGGUGGAGGUCUUCCAGAUGUGUACCACACCAUCCAGCUGCACUUCCACUGGGGAGGCCUGGGAACCAAUGGGUCGGAGCACACAGUGGACAGACGCAGAUACCCGAUGGAGAUGCACAUUGUCAACAUGAAGUCCAUCCAUCCGAAUUUGACAGCAGCCUUGGAUGAUCCAACGGGACUUGCUGUUCUUGGAUUCUUCAUUGAUGUUGUGUAUUCAGACAACAUCCACUUUGGACACAUAUCACAGAAGCUGUCCUCGGUUGCUUACAAAGGCCAAACUACUAAAGUCAAGCCAUUCCCACUGAUGAGCCUCCUGCCGAAGCACAACAUGAGUCAGUAUUACCGUUAUUACGGCAGCCUCACCACCCCUCCAUGUUCUCAAGUGGUUGUAUGGACUGUGUAUGAAGUCCCCAUCUACAUCUCGUGGUCCCAACUGGCUCAGUUUACCUCACAGGUCUUCUCCACGGAGGAGGAUGCAGAGCAGGUGACACCACUGCAGAACAACUUCAGACACGUCCACCCGACCUUCAGUCGCAUCGUUUCGGUUUCCAAAGAUGCCAAACUCCUAACAGGGACGGCCGGUCGUCCCUUCAGGUCAGCUGUGUCACUGCAUCUGCCUCUAAUAAUCCUGCUGGGAAGCUUCAUCUCUGGACUUUAGCGUCAAGUCCAAAUCAUUAAAGCACUAAAACACCAAACAAAUUCAUGUUCUCUGGUCAGAGAGGUCUCAAAUUUGAACCUGGGGUACUGUGUAGAGUUUUAGAAAACUCACUCAACAAACUGUGAAGAAGAGUACUGUAAUUGCUACGAAAUGUCUCAUGAUUGUUUUGGCAGGAUUAACUCCAUUGGUGCAUUCAAACAUAAAAAUACAUCUCCUUACUAAUAGUUAAUGUGAAUUUAAAAAAAGGUCGCAUUGAAAUGUGUUUGCAUUUAUAAAUGGAAGCACUCAUAGCUUACCCUUGAAAUAGUACAUUCCUAACAUAUGUUGUCUUUUUAUUUAGCUUUGGGUCAGAUACCGUAGAUAAAAACACAAUAAAAACAAAACAACUAUAAACAUCUGUAGUGCUAAAAGUUAGUUAGAGUGAAAAAUUUGUCUACUGCUGUGCUAGCAGCUACUAAAGGCUAACAUUAGCAUGCUAACAUGCUCAUAGUGAUAGUGCUAGCAAUGUGAAUUGAGCAACGGUAGCAUUGAAAUGUGUUUUAUGAUGCAGCCAUGUGUAACUACACAAAUGUUAAAAUUUAAGAGUGCUAAAAGUAAAAAAAAUGUUAGCAGCUACUAAAGGCUAACAUUAGCAUGUUAAUAUGCUCAAAAUGAUAAUGUUAGCAUGUUGAUGCUAAUGUUUAGCAUCUUAUUUUAGUAUGUUAGCAUUUUAACAUUUGCCAACCAGCACUAAAUACAAAGCACAGCUGGAUGUUUUUAGUUUUGGGCAGGUAUUUGGUCACAAAGCAAAGUAUAGUAAACAAGUUAGAGUAAAAAAAAAUAAAAAAAACAUUAAAGUUUACUUCCAUGUUAGCGGCUACUAAAGGCUAACAUUAGCAUGCUAACAUACUCAUAGUAAUAGUGCUAGCAAUGUGAAUUGAGCACCGGUAGCAUUGAAAUGUGUUUUAUGAUGCAGCCACGUGUAACUACAGAAAUAUUAAAAUUUAAGAGUGCUAAAAGUAAAAAAAAAAGAUAGCAGAGUCUAGUGCCAUGUUAGCAGCUACUAAAAGCUAACACUAGCAUGCUAAUGUGCUCAAAAUGAUAAUGUUAGCAUGUUAAUGCUAAUGUUUAGCAUCUUCUUUUAGUAUGUUAGCAUUCUAACAUUUGCCAACCAGCACUGAAUACAAAGCACAGCUGGAUGUUUUUAGUUUUUGGCAGGUAUUUGGUCACAAAGCAAAGUAUAGUAAACAAGUUAGAGUAAAAAA
Messenger RNA from Larimichthys crocea (large yellow croaker), 3187 nucleotides. It is a transcript of the gene car15, whose product is annotated as carbonic anhydrase 15. The coding region runs from base 993 to 1943 and encodes 316 amino acids. The record is from RefSeq and is a predicted model, not a curated record. Gene Ontology annotation, cellular component: plasma membrane. NCBI's taxonomy places the organism in Eukaryota, Metazoa, Chordata, Actinopteri, Sciaenidae. Gene Ontology annotation, molecular function: zinc ion binding; carbonate dehydratase activity. The transcript has 9 exons.